Messenger RNA from Oryzias melastigma (Indian medaka), 7083 nucleotides. RefSeq names its product pleckstrin homology domain containing, family H (with MyTH4 domain) member 1 (gene plekhh1). Gene Ontology annotation, cellular component: cytoskeleton. The transcript has 29 exons. The record is from RefSeq and is a predicted model, not a curated record. NCBI's taxonomy places the organism in Eukaryota, Metazoa, Chordata, Actinopteri, Beloniformes, Adrianichthyidae. Bases 701 to 4894 code for a protein of 1397 amino acids.
CCGGGUUCUGCAGCCGUUUGGGCCCGUUUCUAACCGACCGUUCCCUCCGUGUAAAGGUGGACAGGAUUUUAUGUCUGUCAUGGACAUUAGUGAAACUCAAAAAUCAAAGAUAAAAAAAGUUCAGCUCACUGUCUGGUGGGGUCCAGAAACAAGCCGAGGUGUUUCAUUUACUGAGUCGGACACCCGAGAAGGAGCCCACUGAGGGCUAGAUACAGUUUAUUCUGCUCCAGUGUGGAAACGUCGUGUCUACCAGAUCCACACGGGAGUCUCACAAAAACACGAGUUAUUUGAGGUCAGAUGAAGGGAACAAAGUACAGGUGCUGGUAUAACCUCCAGGAGAACAGACUUUGGGGGUGUCAAUAUGGAGAUGGAGAAUCUUAUGAGAUCCAGGUCGUACACGUGGGGUCCAAUCCAGAAAUGGAACACACCAGGGGAGCAGACUUGAAUCAGAAUCCAGGGCCAGAAAGGUCAAAACCAGCAGGCUGGAGCAGACCUGAACCUUGGCAGAAGGCUCAAGGACCUGACGGGAGGAUGAGGAGGAGAGAAACUUCAGACGUCCAGAGCUCAGCUGUGUGGAAACAGGAAACAGGAGUGGGAGGAACAGGAAGCCCAGAGGGAAAACCCCACAGAUCCUGACACAAGGAGAGCAGAAGGGUCAAACCGGUUGACCUCUCACCGCACUGGAGCCGAAGUCCUCGCCAUGACCGACACCAUGAAGACUGGCGCCGCGGCUCCUGCAGCUCCUGCGGCUCCUGCGGCUCCUGCAGCUCCUGCGGCUCCUGCAGCUCCUGCAGCUCCUGCGGCUCCUGCGGCGGCGCCCCCGGUGGACUGGCAGAAGCGCUGCGUGUCUCUGGAGAUGCAGCUGCUGAGGUUCCGGCUGCAGGCGGGGAAGAUCCGGGAGCUUCUGGCAGAGAAGAUGCAGGAUCUGGAGCAGAGGCUGGUGGACGCUGACCGGAGGGCGGAGCACGCAGAGAAACAGAUCCAAAUGAUGGAGGAGAAGCUGAAGUCUGCCAACAUUCACAGCAGUGACGGGGAGAGCUCGCUGUACAGGAAGCUCCAGCAGCUGAGCAGCAGGGUUCAGGAAAAAGAGGCUCUCAUCAGGAGGCUGGAGGUGCAGCUGGAGAAGCAGGUCUUAGUCAGAGCCCAGGAGGCCAAAAUCAUUGAGGAGAAGUCGGCAAAGAUUAAAGACUGGGUCACCUCGAAGCUUAAAGAGAUGGAGCAGGAGAACCAGCAGCUGAAAACGGUGAAUCUGAAGCAGAGCGAACAGAUCCUGGAGCUGCAGGAGAAACUCCAGAGUCUUUUGGAGAAUCCGGGAUCUCCUGGAGCCACGGAUGUUUCUCUGGCCUCCAGCUGCUGCAGCACGCCACCCACUCAGGACGGGGGGGCGACCUCUGACAUCAGGACCAUGGCAACAGAUCCAGCUCCAGAACUGGUCCGCCUCCAUGUUCCUCUGCUUCAUGGAAGAGAUGUUCCCAACAGUGGACCGGAGCUCCAGCAGAGCCCUGAGAACCCGGUGGAGAACCUGGACCGAGACACCUCCUCGGAUGAGCUCAGCAGGAAGUUCCGCUCUCAGUACCUCCACUCCUCCUCCUCCUCAUCUUCCUCCUCUGCGUACGAGACGGCUAACGCACCGAGUUCAGACUCCACCCCCAGAGUCACGCCCAAAAGUCCGCUUUUGUCCCGCUCCCCCUCCAACAAGAACCCCUUUCCUGGCCUCUUCCCGCCCCAGGCCCCGCCCCCGGGCGCCAGCAUGACGCUGCCCAAAGUGCGGACGCCACUCACGCCCAGAGACAGCCUCCAGCUGGUGAGGAAGCACCGCAGCCAGCCGCAGCCCGGCCUGGACCGCCUCCCCCUCUUCAGCCAGGACGUCGUCAUGACGACGCCGUCCUCCGCCUCCUCCACCCUGAAGAGCAUAGGCCCCGCCCUCUUCUCUCAGCUGGUGGAAGAGACCGACAUUGAUGACGAGCCCCCCGCCAGCCCGGAGGGAGGGGCGGGGGGGCCCCAGUCCGAGGUCCUGCCUCAGGAGGGGGGGUCCUGUGUGGCGGCGUCAGGAGACCUGGAGAAGGUGGAUCCAGAGGUUCUGAAGCCCCCGACUCCGCCUCUGCACCGCUUCCCAUCCUGGGAGAGUCGGAUCUACGCGGUCGCCAAGUCGGGAAUGAGGGUUUCAGAGGCGGGGCCAGGACGAGGUUCCAGCGUCCUCCUGUGCCCGGCGGUGGCUCCUCCCACCCCGCUGGUUUACAAGAACAUCAAGGUUCCGGUCUACACCACGCUGAAAGGGAAAGCCACGCAGAUCAGCAGCACGCCUCUGCCCGACGACGAGUCCGGCUCAGAGGACGACAGCAGCUCGCUGGCCAGUUCCCGCACCUCCAUUCUGAGUCCGGACAGGAGAGGCAGCGUUCCCGGGAGCCCCCGCGCCGUCAAGAGAGGCGUGUCCAUGUCCUCCAUCAGCUCCGAGAGCGACUACGCCAUUCCUCCGGACGCCUGCUCGCUGGACAGCGACCACUCUGAGCCGGAGCAGAAGGUGCAGCGCACCUCCUCGUACUCCUGCGAGAGCGUGGGCCCUGAGGCUUUGGAGAAGUCUGGUUACCUGCUGAAGAUGGGCAGCCAGGUGAAGGCCUGGAAGCGCCGCUGGUUCAUCCUCAGGAACGGAGAGAUCCUCUACUACAAGUCUCCGAGCGACAUGAUCCGGAAGCCUCAGGGUCAGAUCGAGUUGAACUCUUCCUGCGGUUUGGUUCGCGGCGAGGGAGCGCAGACCUUUCAGCUGAUCACAGAAAAGAGGAGCUACUUUCUGACCGCCGACUCGCCCAACAUCCUGGAGGAGUGGAUUCGGGUUCUACAGAACAUUCUGAAGGUCCAGGCCAGCAGCCCAGUUUCCAUGGAGACCAGGGUGAAGCCCACGAUGAGAGGAUGGCUCACAAAGGUCAAACAUGGACACUCCAAGCUGCUCUGGUGUUGUUUGGUGGGAAAAGUGUUCUUCUACUAUCGAAACCAGGAAGACAAGCCGCCGCUGGGUCAGCUGCAGGUAGCGGAGGCGUCGGUGCAGGAGGUGGACCGCUCCUGCGAUUCGGACGAGGACUACGAGGUGGGUGGGCGGGGCUUCCUGUCCUCCCACUGCACCCUGGUGGUCCAGCCCAGAGAGCAGAGCCCCACCUACCUGCUGAUCGGGACCAAGCAGGAGAAGGACGCUUGGCUGUACCACCUGACCGUGGCCGCCAGCUGCAGCGCCGACCUGCGGGUGGGAACCGAGUCGGAGCGGCUCAUCGGGAAGCUGCUGGACGCAGACGGAGACCCGGACUCGGCGCUAUGGAGGAGCGACGCCCUCAGCUUCUGUAAGGACGGCCUGCGCUCGCCGCUCACCACGCUGCCGUCAGAGGCGCUGCAGACCGAAGCCCUCAAGCUCUUUAAGUCGUGUCAGCUCUUCAUCAACGUCCUGGUGGAGUCUCCGUCGGUGGACUACCACACCUCGCUGGCCCAGAGCGCCCUGCAGGUGUGCCUGACCCACCCGGAGCUGCAGAACGAGAUGUAUUGCCAGCUGAUCAAGCAGACCAACUGCCGGACGCCGCACAACCAUUCGCUUACGCAGUGCUGGCAGCUGCUGUCGCUGUGCGCGGCGCUGUUCCUGCCGCAGCAGCACUUCCUCUGGUACCUGAGGCAGUACCUGCAGCACAACGCCGACACCAGGACCGAGGUGGGGAAGUACGCCAUUUACUGCCAGCGGUCUCUGGAGCGGACGCUGCAGAACGGCGAGCGGGAAGCCCGGCCGUCACGCAUGGAGAUCAUCUCCAUCCUGCUGAGGAACCCGUACCACCACUCCCUGCCGUUCAGCAUCCCUGUCCACUUCAUGAACAACACGUACCAGGUGGUGGGCUUUGACGGAUCGACCAUCGUGGAGGAGUUCCUCAACACUCUGAACCAGCGCAUCGCCAUGAGGAAGCCACAGCUGACGGGCUUCGCCCUCGUCACCGACGACCCGUCCGGGAAGGACCUGGAGCACUGCCUGCAGCCGACGGACAAGAUCUGUGACGUCAUUUCCAAGUGGGAGCAGGCUCUGAAAGAGAUGCAUCCUGGGAAAAAUGAAGGCACGCGGAUCGUCCGACUGACCUACAAAAAGAGGCUGUUCCUCAGGUCGCAGGUGAAGGGGGAGACGGAGCGAGAGCGCCUCCUGCUGGCCUACCAGGUGAAUGCAGACGUGCAGCAGGGCUGCUUCCCCGUCAACAAAGAGCUGGCUCUGGAGGUGGCGGCGCUGAUGGCAAAGGUUGAACAUGGGGACUUGGAGCGUCCAGGUGGCUCCGCCCCCUGCGGUUCUCCCCGACCUCGGCUGCUCCUUCUGCAGGCUCUGGAGCGUUUCUACCCCAAAGCCUAUCGGCAGGACUGCAGCGCGGAGCAGCUCAGUGAGCUGUCGGAGUGUCUGGCGGUCAGGUGGUCGACGCUGCGCGGCUGCAGCGCCUCCGAGUGCGUCCGCAUCUACCUGACGGUGGCGAGGAAGUGGCCGCUGUUUGGGGCCAAACUCUUCAGUGCGAAGCCUUCGCCCCCCUCCCCGUUCCAGCAGAGCCAGGUGUGGCUGGCGGUGGGGGAGGACGGGUUCUGUGUGCUGGACGGCGCCAUGCACACCCUGGCCUCAUACUCCUACCUGUCAGUGAUCACCUUCGGGGGCUGUCGGGAUGACUUCAUGGUGGUCACGACUCAGCGGGCGGAGCCUGGAGGGGGGAAGAAGAUUGCUGAGAAGCUCGUCUUCGCGAUGCCUAAACCGAAGGUUCUGGAGCUGACUCUGCUCAUGGCCAGCUACAUCAACCAGGUGAACCUCAGCGCCUCGCCCGCCCCCCACCAGCCUCUCAGCCAAUGGGAGGGAGAGGGCCGACUCUUCUCCACCACCAAUGGCCCCACGCUGCUGUGAGACACCCGGACUGCUCCGCCUCCAUGAGGGGGGGUCAGGGUCCAGGACGACCAGAACUUUAGAUUCUUCUACAGUUAUAGAGUGAAGAUCAGAUUGGAGGAGAGGACAGAAGGUCUGGAUGCAGCCGUUCGAUUCCUGCAGCUGUGUAGAACGGCCGUCCUGUCCCUGACGCACAGAGACUCCUCUGGUUUCUGUGAAUCUCUUCAUGUUCUGAGGUGGUGUUCAGUCGCUCUCAGACUAGAGAGGCUCCGCCCAUCUUCUCCUGUUAAAUUAUAGAGGCUCCGCCCAUCUUCUCCUCUCAGACUAGAGAGGCUCCGCCCAUCUUCUACUCUCAGACUGUAGAGGCUCCGCCCAUCUUCUCCUCUCAGACAUGAGAGGCUCCGCCCAUCUUCUCCUCUCAGACUGUAGAGGCUCCGCCCAUCUUCUCCUGUUAGACUGUAGAGGCUCCGCCCAUCUUCUACUCUCAGACUGUAGAGGCUCCGCCCAUCUUCUCCUCUUAGACUAAAGAGACUCCGCCCAUCUUCUCUUCCCAGACUAUAGAGGCUCCGCCCAUCUUCUCCUCUCAGACUAUAGAGGCUCCGCCCAUCUUCUCCUCUCAGGCUAUAGAGACUCCGCCCAUCUUCUCCUCUCAGACUAUAGAGGCUCCGCCCAUCUUCUCCGCUCAGGCUAUAGAGACUCCGCCCAUCUUCUCUUCUCAGACUAUAGAGGCUCCGCCCAUCUUCUCCUCUCAGACUUCAGAGGCUCCACCCAUCUUCUCCUCUCAGACAGUAGAGGCUCCGCCCAUCUUCUCCUCUCAGACUAUAGAGGCUCCGCCCAUCUUCUCCUCUCAGGCUGUAGAGGCUCCGCCCAUCUUCUCUUCCCAGACUGUAGAGGCUCCGCCCAUCUUCUCCUCUCAGACAGUAGAGGCUCCGCCCAUCUUCUCCUGUUAGAUUGUAGAGGCUCUGCCUAUAUUCUCCUCUCAGACUAUGGAGGCUCCGCCCAUCUUCUCCGCUCAGGCUAUAGAGACUCUGCCCAUCUUCUCUUCUCAGACUAUAGAGGCUCCGCCCAUCUUCUCCUCUGAGACUACAGAGGCUCCACCCAUCUUCUCCUCUCAGACAGUAGAGGCUCCGCCCAUCUUCUCCUCUCAGACUAUAGAGGCUCCGCCCAUCUUCUCCUCUCAGGCUGUAGACGCUCCGCCGAUCUUAUCUUCCCAGACUGUAGAGGCUCCGCCCAUCUUCUCCUCUCAGACAGUAGAGGCUCCGCCCAUCUUCUCCUGUUAGAUUGUAGAGGCUCCGUCCAUUUUUUCCUCUCAGACUGUACAGACUCCGCCCAUCUUCUCCUCUAGUACUAUAGAGGCUCCGCCCAUCUUCUCCUCUUGUACUAUAGAGGCUCCGCCCAUCUUCUCCUGUUAGACUGUAGAGACUCCGCCCAUCUUCUCCUCUAGUACUAUAGAGGCUCCGCCCAUCUUCUCCUCUUGUACUAUAGAGGCUCCGCCCAUCUUCUCCUCUCAGACUAUACAGGCUUUGCCCAUCUUCUCCUGUUAGACUGUAGAGACUCCGCCCAUCUUCUCCUGUUAGACUGUAGAGACUCCACCCAUUUUCUCCUCCCAGACUCCGCCUCCCUGACGCAUGCCUUCAUGUUCUUAUAUCAGCUGAAUCUUCAGCUCUGAGACGAGCUCAGAUCAAAGUUCUCGGUGAAACGUCUCUGUUCUGAUGGGAGGAGCCCUGGACUCUGAGUUCAGAUGUUUUUAGGGUUAAAUUCUGUCCAGAUUGUUCUGGAAUUUGUCGUUAAUGUAAAGUUCUAUGACACUGAGAGGAAUCCAAAGGGCUGGAAGGUAAACAUUGUAGGAAGAGGAAAUGAUUUCCAUCAUGUUUUUACAGCUGAUGCUUCAGCUCUGUUUUAAUUCCCAUUUCAUUUUUUUUCUUAAAUUCAAUGGAUUUUGUUUGAUCUCCUGAGAUGGACUGAAGGCAGAAUCCUGAGCGUUUAUGUUCUGGAUGUUUCGACGUCCUGAUGAAGCUUCUACAGGGUGUGAACCUGCAGCCUGUGAACCCUCUCAGAUCAGCAGCUCAGAGUUCGGAUGACUUGAAGACAAAUGGAUAAACCACUGCCUCACUUCUUAACUUAUUGUGCUGUGAACACUCUGGCUCGGCCUCAGAGUGUUUGGUGACUGCUGGGAUGUUCUGCACAUUUUAAUAAACUGAUCGGAUUCA